AUGUCGGUUCUUGUCAAUGGUAGUCCUACUAGGGAGUUUGGGGUUUCAAGAGAAUUAAGACAAGGAGAUCCGUUAUCACCUUCUCUUUAUGUGAUAGUGGCGGAAGGACUAACGGGGCUAGUAAGGAAAAUAAUUGAGGUAGGGGAUUUUGGGAGACUUGCCAUCAAUGGGGCUUGUUGGGUGGAUAUUCUACAAUUUGCGGAUGUCACUUUAAUUGUGGGAGAUGGUUCUUGGAAACAAAUGUGGGCGAUAAAAGCGGUUCUUAGGGCGUUUGAACUAGUAUCGGGUCUUGGCAUUAACUACAACAAAAGUAAAUUGAUUGGAAUUAACACUUCUAACAAUUUUAUGGAGGCCGCUUCUUAUUUUCUUUCUUGUAAGGUGGAACAGAGCAACUUUUAUUUUCUUGGCAUUCCCGUAGGAUGCAAUCCAAGGAAGGAAUCGACAUGGAAUCCUAUUUUGUUAAAGAAGAAUCGUUUAGAGGGGUGGACUAAUCGGUUUCUUAACUUGGGAGGAAGAAUCACCCUUUUGAAGUCUAUUUUGAGCUCUUUAGCAAUAUUCACUAUGUCUUUUUAUAAAAUGCCGGUGAAAGUGGUGAAAAAGUUUACGAGGAUCCAAAAUAACUUUUUGUGGGGGGGGGGGGGGAUUGGAGGAAAGAAGGAAGAUUCAUUGGCUAGAUAUGGAGAUUUAUCGUCUCAAGUUUUUAGUGGUGGUGAUGGAAAACUUUCUUCUACUUAUUCUUUUUGGUGGAGAGAUAUUUUAAAAAUAGGCAAAGAUUCUUUUCGUGAUCCUAUUGUCGCUUGUUGUAAUUAUGUUGUGCAUAAUGGUUUUAAUACCCCUUUUUGGGAAUCAAGAUGGAUUGAAGGGAUUAUUUUGAAGGAGGAAUAUCCGAAUUUAUUCUUGGCGUCUUGCUUGAAGAGGGUGUCGGUAGCGGCAAUGGGGAGUUGGAAAAAAGGUGUUUGGCAAUGGGGAGAUUUUGGCAUUAAUCCGGUGAUUUUGGAAAAUACCGAAUUUUUACAUAAUUUUAUUUCUCUCCGGGAACGGUUGGAAGGUUUUAGUAUGAAUGAGGAAGGCAAAGACAAUGUAGAAUGA
This is a messenger RNA of Vicia villosa (hairy vetch), 1089 nucleotides long. RefSeq lists its product as uncharacterized. The transcript is spliced from 2 exons. NCBI's taxonomy places the organism in Eukaryota, Viridiplantae, Streptophyta, Magnoliopsida, Fabales, Fabaceae. The coding region runs from base 1 to 1089 and encodes 362 amino acids. The record is from RefSeq and is a predicted model, not a curated record.